CUUACAGUCUAACUUCCUUCCUGCUUUUUGUACAUUAGACAAGCGUACUACGCUGCAGCUAAGUGCUGAAGAACACAACGGGUCAAUAUAGUCAGAGUAUGGAUAUGCAGAUGUGGACACCAAAAACAUAACUUCUACGAGGAUUAGAUCCUUUACGGAAACUGAGAGACGGAUCGUGCUUUCAUACUCCGUUGAUCAGACGUUGGAUGUUAAGACCAGACUGAGCCGUGUUUAGAUAUCUUAGUAUUCCAAUCGUGUGUGAGGAUUCGACAGGGACCGAUCUGUGUGGAAAGCCUCUCUGCUUUUGGAAUAAGCUGCUUUUAUCAAGAAGAUGUUGUCAUUAGCAUAGCUCAGACGGGUCAACUGGUUUCUGACUUCCACUCGCACCACUUCACCAUCUAAGUCGGCCAAGUUUCAAGUGUCUGCCUUACAUAUCACCUCCCUCCCACCUCCCCAAACCAUGCCGGGGUUCGAAGGCCACUGGAGCAAGCAGGAUUAGACUAAAUGGGAGUCCCUCAGGAGAGUGACAGCCUGAUAUUAUGGCUGCAUAUGUCCUGAACAGUUUGAUAAUGAUGAAUACCAACAAUCUGAAAAGUGACAGCAGCCCUCGGACAGCGAGGCCAGUGUUGCCCGUGCCGGACCGAGCCACCUACUGCCAGCUCCUGGUAGGCGGGGGCCAGUACAGCCCUGGCAGCUUGAGUCCCGGAUCCUCUAGCACCUCUUUCGUCUUUCCCAGGCCCAGCAGCCCCCGGGCUCGCUCCCCCAGCCGGCACGCAGACUUUCUGGGCGUGAGCGUGGGCAGCAGGGUCCGCCGGCUCAGCGGCAGCCCCAGCAGGGGCGGGCUGAGCGACGGCAGCGAGCCCUACGGUGAGCAGAGCCCGAGGCGGAUCAAACGCACCGUGCAGAUGCCGCAGAUCCACCGGGAGCUACAGAACGUGCAGGUGAACAAAAAAGUGGGCCUGUUUGAGGCUCAGAUCUCAGGCCUCCGCACCCAGGCGCAGAACUCCGAGAUCCAGCGCAGCCCCCGGGCGCCCCGAAGGUCGGGCCUGGCCCCAGAGUCCAGCGAGCCGGUGCGGGAGGCGGUCAGGGCUCGGGCGCUCUCCCCUCUCCCAAGAGACUGCCUUCCUAGUGUCCCCAAGGAGCUGCAGAACGGGAAGGGGUGUUGUGGCUCGGAGGGCAUGGCGGAAACCUGCAGAAAGGAAAAGAGUGACCCAAAUACAGAACAGAGCAGGCAGAAUGCAAACAAAACAGUGGGAACCCGGACCAAUGGCUCAGCCACCAGUACACUGGGACUUGGCAACAGCCAGUCUGCCAGUUCCUUGGGGGUUAGCAGCAGUAGCUCUGCCAGCUCCCUGGGGGUUGGCAGCAGCUUGGCCGAGACAGCGGGGGCAGCGCUUGGGUCCGAGAGCUGCCUGACAGCUGAAGAAGGGACGCUGAGGGAAUCCCAGUCCCAAGCUGGUGUGGGGAGCUGCCCCGAGGUCGGGAACAUCCCCGCCGUCAUUGUCACCGACCACGGGAUGGAGGGAGGCGGGGAGGGCAUGGAUAUGCAGCCCAGCCCCAGCUCCACCCGAGCCCUGAGGAAGCUGUCCUCCUCCUCCGCCUCAUCCACGGGCUUCUCCUCCUCCUGGGAGGAGUCUGAGGACGACAUCUCCAGUGAUCCUGAGCGUGGGGAGGGGCUGUCCCCCGCAUUCCUGCAGACACAGCAGAAAGCACAUAAAUCAUGGAAGAAGAUAAAGAAUAUGGUGCACUGGUCUCCCUUUGUGAUGUCCUUCAAGAAGAAGUACCCCUGGAUUCAGCUAGCGGGUCAUGCAGGCAGCUUCAAGGCGGGGGCGAACGGCCGCAUCCUGAAGAAGCACUGCGAGUGUGAGCAGCGCUGCCUGGACUGGCUGAUGAAGGACGUGCUGCGGCCCUACGUGCCGGCCUACCAUGGUGACGUGGAGAAGGACGGCGAGAAGUACAACCAGAUGGACGACCUGCUGGCCGAGUUCGACCUGCCCUGCGUCAUGGACUGCAAGAUGGGAGUCAGGACGUACCUGGAGGAGGAGCUGACGAAGGCGAGGAAGAAGCCAAGCCUGAGGAAGGACAUGUACCAAAAGAUGAUUGAGGUGGACCCAGAUGCGCCCACCGAGGAAGAGCAUGCCCAGCAGGCUGUUACAAAGCCCCGCUACAUGCAGUGGAGGGAGACCAUCAGCUCCACCUCCACGCUGGGCUUCCGCAUCGAGGGCAUCAAGAAGGAAGACGGGACUGUGAACAGAGACUUUAAGAAAACCAAGAGCAAGGAGCAAGUGACCGAGGCCUUCCGCGACUUUGUCAAGGGAAACGAGAACAUCCUGAAAAGUUAUCUGAACAGACUAAAGGACAUCAGGGAUACUCUGGAAAUAUCGCCCUUUUUCAAGACGCAUGAGGUGAUUGGCAGCUCUCUUCUCUUCGUCCACGACAAGCGGGAACAGGCCAAAGUGUGGAUGAUUGACUUUGGGAAGACCACGCCCUUACCAGAGGGCCAGGUCCUGAGCCAUCGAGCCACUUGGGAAGAGGGGAAUAGGGAGGAUGGCUACCUCUGGGGCUUGGACCACCUCAUAGACAUUCUCACCCACAUGGUGCCACCAGACUCCCACUAGGAGGUGCCCUUGGCCUGGACACUCGCACUACAGGAAUUUCACAGAAAGCUACCGCUGGUCCCUCGCAAAAAAGAAAAGCAAACACAAGCCACCAUAUGAACGUAAUAUCUGGUGUGUGUUUGUGUUUGUGUGUGUGUGUGUGUGUGUGUGUGUGUGUGUGUGUGUGUGGGUGCG
Messenger RNA from Megalops cyprinoides (Indo-Pacific tarpon), 2792 nucleotides. It is a transcript of the gene itpkb, whose product is annotated as inositol-trisphosphate 3-kinase B. Lineage: Eukaryota; Metazoa; Chordata; Actinopteri; Elopiformes; Megalopidae. Bases 540 to 2618 code for a protein of 692 amino acids. The transcript is spliced from 8 exons. Gene Ontology annotation, molecular function: inositol-1,4,5-trisphosphate 3-kinase activity; inositol tetrakisphosphate kinase activity. The record is from RefSeq and is a predicted model, not a curated record. Gene Ontology annotation, biological process: inositol phosphate biosynthetic process. Gene Ontology annotation, cellular component: nucleus; cytoplasm.